AUGUCGAGCAAGUUUACAACUAUUCUGCUGACGGUGCUUAUCGCACUAUUAGCUUGUGCACUGGCACAGGCUGCAAAACGCCAUAAACUUACCCGCCCAGCAUUCCAUCCCAAUGCACCCUAUUCGGCUGGCAAACGGAUCGUCGGUGGAUUUGUAAUCGAUAUCGCAGACGCUCCUUAUCAGGUUUCGCUACAGUACAACGGCAAACAUCACUGCGGGGGAUCGAUCCUGAAUAGCAAGUGGAUCCUCACAGCAGCACAUUGCAUCGAUCUCUACUCCGAAGUGAAACCUACCGUACGGGUUGGGUCGUCGGAGCAUGCUGCCGGUGGAACCGUGCUGCAUUUAGUGCGUAUUGUGCCCCAUCCCGGGCAUAGCUCAAGUGCCAACAACUACGAUAUCGCAUUGCUGGAGCUCGAGAGUGAAAUUACGUUCAACGACAACGUUCUACCCGUUGAACUUCCGGAACAGGAUGAACCAAUCGAUGAAGGAACGAUGGGAAUCGUCUCUGGUUGGGGGAUGACAAUGAGUGCAGCUGAUUCGAAUGCCAUCCUGCGAGCAACAAACGUACCGACAGUGAAUCAGCAGGAAUGUAAUCAGGCCUACCAGUCUUAUGGAGGCAUUACGGAACAGAUGUUUUGUGCAGGAUAUAAGCAGGGUGGUACAGGCACUUGUCGGAAUGACUCCGGUGGUCCUUUCGUCGCGGAAGGCAAGCUGAUUGGUGUAGUUUCGUGGAGUCAUGAAUGCGCGCUGGCGGGCUAUCCGGGGGUUUACGCACGUGUGGCAAGCGUACGAGACUGGAUUCGUGAGACCAGUGGAGUAUAA
Messenger RNA from Anopheles merus, 822 nucleotides. Its product is annotated as trypsin-6. Gene Ontology annotation, molecular function: serine-type endopeptidase activity. The record is from RefSeq and is a predicted model, not a curated record. The coding region runs from base 1 to 822 and encodes 273 amino acids. NCBI's taxonomy places the organism in Eukaryota, Metazoa, Arthropoda, Insecta, Diptera, Culicidae. Gene Ontology annotation, biological process: proteolysis. The transcript has a single exon.